Phoenix dactylifera (date palm) is the source of this 670-nucleotide messenger RNA. Its product is annotated as metallothionein-like protein type 2. Gene Ontology annotation, molecular function: metal ion binding. NCBI's taxonomy places the organism in Eukaryota, Viridiplantae, Streptophyta, Magnoliopsida, Arecales, Arecaceae. The record is from RefSeq and is a predicted model, not a curated record.
AUGGAGGCCUCGGUUUAGGUCAAGAGAUCGUGCUUGAGAGGGAGACGGAAAUUUGAGGUGUUUUCUGUUAAUCUUAAUAUUUCCUUCCCGGAGUGAAGAAAAUGUCUUGCUGCGGUGGGAACUGCGGGUGUGGAGCUGGCUGCAAGUGCGGCAGCGCAUGUGGAGGAUGCAAGAUGUACCCUGACAUGGCUGAACAGGAGAGCACCACGACUCAAACCAUGAUCAUGGGGGUUGCACCUCAGAAGGGGCACCUUGAAGGGGUCGAGAUGGCGACCGGAUCCGAGAACGGUUGUAAGUGUGGAUCCAACUGCACCUGCGAUCCCUGCAACUGUAAAUGAGACACAAAGACCACAGAGAGAGAGGGAGGGAAUGAGUCCUGCUGCUGUAGUUUCUAGUAUCUGGGUGGUGUCCGUAGUUUGCGUCGGUGCUUAGAACCAGGGUGUUCGUGCUAAAAAUAAGCGGCCAUGGCUCUGCCUGACCCUCCUUUGGGUGGAUUGGUUGGUGCCAUGGCCGAGAACGAGUUUACCUCUCUCUUCCUCUCUCGUCUGUUUGUGUGGUUGUGGGUGUGUGUCCUGCUUCUAUCUCCCAUGUCGCGUUGCUUUACUAUGUUAAAAAAGAAGAAGAGAGCCCUUGUGCUCUGUGGUUAACGUAGCAGUGCGAGUUUGUCUUC